GAGGUCGCCUGACCUGCUUUGAGUCAGGGCCCGGCGGGCGGGGCCGCGCCGGCCUCUGCAGCUCGCCCUUGGCCCCUAAUCCCCUCGCUGGCCCCUCAACGUGGGGCAACAUCGUUCUUUGGCGCGUCUCCGGGCUCUUCCUACUCGAAUUCUGUCCUAGGAAUGUCCUAAUUGUGCCCGUGGGGAGAACUUCAUCCUAAACCCGGGAUUCUGAUCCAAGAACUGGAAGUUGACAGCUUGGCUCCCUUGCUCCCGGAUCUGCUACCCCUCACCGUCUCAUUUCUUUCCCCAGGAUUGUCAGUGGGUUCGCCCCGAGGAGAGCUGACUGCCCUGGGCUGCUGCUGACCUCCCGCAGAGUUGAGCCAAAAUGUCCCCGGAAUCUAAAAAGCUUUUCAACAUCAUCAUUUUAGGAAUUGCCUUUAUGUUUAUGUUCACCGCCUUUCAAACUUGUGGAAAUGUGGCGCAAACUGUGAUCAAGAGCUUAAAUAACACAGAUUUUCACGGCAGUGGAUAUACCAGCAUGGCAAUUAUUUAUGGAGUGUUCUCUGCUUCAAAUUUGAUCACGCCAUCCGUGGUUGCCAUUGUAGGACCUCAACUCUCUAUGUUUGCUAGUGGUUUAUUUUACAGCAUGUACAUUGCCGUUUUUAUCCAGCCUUUCCCAUGGUCCUUCUACACAGCCUCUGUUUUCAUUGGAAUUGCAGCUGCUGUACUUUGGACAGCACAAGGAAACUGCCUGACAAUAAAUUCAGAUGAGCACACUAUUGGGAGAAACAGUGGAAUUUUCUGGGCACUUUUACAAUCUAGCUUGUUCUUUGGAAAUCUCUACAUAUAUUUUGCUUGGCAAGGGAAAACUCAAAUAUCAGAGAGUGACCGAAGAACAGUGUUUAUUGCCCUGACAGUGAUUAGCCUUAUAGGGACAGUUCUUUUCUUUCUCAUUCGGAAACCAGAUUCUGCAAACGUCCUAGGAGAAGAUGAAUCUUCUGAUGAUCAGGACAUGGAAGUCAACGAAUCUGCCCAGAACAAUAUGACAAAGGCAGUAGAUGCAUUUAAAAAGUCUCUUAAAUUAUGUGUCACCAAGGAGAUGCUCCUUCUCAGUAUUACAACUGCUUAUACAGGUCUGGAAUUGACUUUCUUUUCUGGUGUAUAUGGAACCUGUAUCGGCGCUGUAAAUAAAUUUGGAACAGAAGAGAAGAGCCUCAUUGGACUUUCUGGCAUUUUUAUCGGCAUUGGAGAAAUUUUAGGUGGAAGCCUCUUUGGCCUGCUGAGCAAGAAUAAUCGUUUUGGAAGAAAUCCAGUGGUGCUGUUGGGCAUCCUGGUGCAUUUUAUAGCUUUUUAUCUGAUAUUCCUCAACAUGCCUGGGGAUGCCCCUAUUGCUCCCAUUGAGGGAACUGAUAGCAGUGCUUACAUCCAAUCCAGCAAAGAAGUUGCCAUCUUCUGCAGUUUCUUGUUGGGUCUUGGAGACAGCUGCUUCAAUACCCAGCUGCUCAGUAUUUUAGGUUUUCUCUAUUCUGAAGACAGUGCACCAGCUUUUGCAGUCUUUAAGUUUGUUCAGUCCAUUUGUGCAGCCGUGGCAUUUUUCUACAGUAACUACCUUCUCCUCCAUUGGCAACUCCUGGUCAUGGUGAUAUUUGGGUUUUUCGGAACGAUUUCAUUCUUCGCUGUGGAAUGGGAAGCUGCUGCUAUUGUAGCCCGGGGCUCUGACUACCGAAGUAUCUGAGGGAGAGGAGGCACGCCUUUCCAGACAACACAAUGAAUGACAGUUUGGUUGAAGAAGGCUCCUUUCGUUUUCACAGCCCAUUGGAUGAUGGUUAGUAGGGGAAAAAUCAAGGGCCUGAGACUGCUACCUCUGCCAGAGUUGGUAGUCAAGUUUACAGAUAUUAGCUGUUUAAGCAAGUGGAAUAAGGGAAACUUGUUCUGUCAGUUGUAAUUGUUCAAAGAUAUCUUCCAAUUCGUCUAUCUCAAGUUCCUUAUAAUCAUGUUAUAGAAUGUAAAUGUUUUCCUCUCUCUCCUGUUUCUUUGAUGUUCUUGCCUCGAUUCAGAAUCCUAGGCCAUCUGUCAUACAGGGAUUCUUGCUGGAUAUCGAGUAUGUGUUACUAUGUAAUAAUAGGGAGCAUAUGGCACUCCACAUAUGUGUCUGGUAAUGACAUUUCAAUAAAUCAUGAGCUGCUGAAAUGGA
This is a messenger RNA of Rhinolophus ferrumequinum (greater horseshoe bat), 2176 nucleotides long. RefSeq names its product major facilitator superfamily domain containing 11 (gene MFSD11). The record is from RefSeq and is a predicted model, not a curated record. Lineage: Eukaryota; Metazoa; Chordata; Mammalia; Chiroptera; Rhinolophidae. The transcript has 13 exons. The coding region runs from base 368 to 1717 and encodes 449 amino acids.